This is a messenger RNA of Sparassis crispa, 1431 nucleotides long. RefSeq names its product Dihydrofolate synthetase. Gene Ontology annotation, biological process: folic acid-containing compound biosynthetic process. Gene Ontology annotation, cellular component: mitochondrion; cytosol; cytoplasm. The coding region runs from base 1 to 1431 and encodes 476 amino acids. The record is from RefSeq and is a predicted model, not a curated record. The transcript has a single exon. Lineage: Eukaryota; Fungi; Basidiomycota; Agaricomycetes; Polyporales; Sparassidaceae. Gene Ontology annotation, molecular function: dihydrofolate synthase activity; tetrahydrofolylpolyglutamate synthase activity; ATP binding.
AUGCCUGCUAUUGACCUUUCUCUGGAUCGCAUACGGCUCCUCCAGGCUCAGCUUCCGCCUUACACCCGUCCAACCUGUCAUAUCGCCGGCACCAACGGCAAGGGAAGCGUCUCUGCCCUCCUGCACUCUAUCUUGCGUGCAUCAGGAUCCUCCGUGCCGCUCACGGUCGGCCGCUUCAACAGCCCCCACCUCGUGACCAUACGCGACUCUAUCAUCUUGAACGACGCUCCCGUCUCCCCGGCCGCCUACAACCAGGCCCGGAAUCACGUCGAAAACGUCGAUUCCUCACACGGCAUCGGCGCAAGUAACUUCGAGCUACUCACCUGUACUGCACUUUACCUCUUUGAGCGUGCCCGUGCCGAUGUCGUUGUCCUCGAAGUCGGCAUGGGCGGCCGCCUUGACGCGACUAACAUCGUCCCAGACGACUGCAUUCUGGCUUCUGCCCUCACUGCAGUGGAUCUUGACCACCAGGCCUUUCUAGGCACAAGCAUUUCCGCUAUCGCGCGCGAGAAGGCGUCUAUUGCGCGUCCGGGAAAGCCUUUCGUGCUCGGGCAGCAAAGUCACCCAGAAGUCGAGCCCGUCAUGCGCGAGGUAGUGGAACGCAUCGGAGGCGAUGUCCUGAUUGCUCCGGAAGUCGAAUUGCGAGGGUGGGACGAGAGUAUUGACGGACCAUACCCCGCCGCGACUGGAGAAUUCGUGCCGCCAGUCCCACAGCCUAUCGAAGCGCAUCUGUCGUGCUUCGCAGAACCCCUUCGGGCACUUCUACCCCUGCACGGCGCGCACCAGCUCGCGAACCUCAGCACCGCGCUUGGGGUAGUCUCCGCGCUACUUACGCAUCCCUCAAGUACGUGCCUGCGUGAGCACCUUCACAUAACUCCAGCUAGCAUCGCACAGGGCAUUCGCAACACAACUUGGACAGGCAGACUCUCCUUCCGCAAGGUGACGCUCGCGCCUCCCUCAGGGCUUUCCUGCCUCGUUCUCGCCGACGGCGCACACAACCCCGCUUCCGCGCACACGCUCGCUGCAUAUCUCUCGCCGCACCUUGCCCGCACGCCUGCGCCUGCCAUUACAUUUCUUCUCGCGCUCUCUCACUCUCCGCCAAAGAGGCCCCACGAGACGCUCGCACCGCUACUCGGGCUCUCAAUUCCCCGCCUCGCGGUCGCCCUUCUGCCGUUCUCGCCGCCGGAAAAGAUGCCCUGGGUGCAUCCUGAACCGUUUGCCGAGCUGCGCGCUACGGUGAACGAGCUCGCACCGCAAGCAGAGGUGUACGAGCCCGACGCGCGCGCGAUGCCCCAGGCUCAGCUCUCCGAGGCGCUGACCUGGGCCGCGCAGCGGCAGCAGCGCGAGGGAGGGCUCAUCGUCGUCGCCGGAAGUUUGUACCUCGUUGGGGACUUCUACCGGUUGUUGGAGGGAAUUCAGGCCGCUGGAUGA